AUGAUCCUCAAGAGGCAAGAUCUCAGAGGAAAAUGGCUACAUGGAACACCUGGGAAGCUUGACUUAAGGUACUCAAAACCAGCUCAGACUCUCAUGCACAAGCUUGACCAAGAAGUCAUAAUGACGCCAGGGGCAGCGAGGGGCAAGUUCUCCCUGCUUGCAAAAGAUCUCCUUCAACCCUCUCCAGAAGAGGAGAAGAGGAAACACAAGAAGCAGCGCCUGGUGCACAGCCCCAAUUCCCAUGUCAUGGAUGUGAAAUGCCCAGGAUGCUAUAAAAUCACGACAUAUUUUAGCCACGCACAAACAGUAGUUUUGUGUGUUGGCUGUUUAACUGUCCUCUGCCAGCCUACGGGAGGAAAAGCGAGACUUACAGAAGGAUGUUCCUUCAGGAGGAAGCAGCACUAAAAGCAGCCUGAAUCAAGAUAAGUGGGAAAACAUCCCAAUAAACACAUUUUGGAUA
Messenger RNA from Sciurus carolinensis (gray squirrel), 460 nucleotides. Its product is annotated as 40S ribosomal protein S27-like. Gene Ontology annotation, biological process: ribosomal small subunit assembly; translation. Gene Ontology annotation, molecular function: structural constituent of ribosome; RNA binding. The record is from RefSeq and is a predicted model, not a curated record. The coding region runs from base 1 to 405 and encodes 134 amino acids. Gene Ontology annotation, cellular component: cytosolic small ribosomal subunit; ribosome. The transcript has 2 exons. NCBI's taxonomy places the organism in Eukaryota, Metazoa, Chordata, Mammalia, Rodentia, Sciuridae.